GUAGGAGGGUCGCGAAAAUUGAAAAUGUCAUUUAUUUAAAUUUUAUGUUUUAAAUAUUCAAUUAUUAUAUUGCUGUGAUGGCAGAAGCUUCAAUCCAAGAGGGCUUUUUGUGUCCAAUUUGUCACAAAGAUUUACGUUCAGCUAACAAUUUGAUAACCCACUUUCAAGACUUGCAUUCUGAAGAAAAGGAUAUAUUGAGAUCAAUUAAAGAUAUUUAUGGAAAAGUAAAAAAGAAAAUACUCACCUUAGACGACCAAGAUCUUGAAUCAUUCAAAACAGAAAUUUCCUUUGAAAAGGAAAAAUACUACUUAGAAUACAGUGAACCACAGGAACCAGGCCUUACCCAGUCACACACUGACUACUUCAAAUCUGUACGAAGGGACCGCUUAGAUCACAGAACUGCAGAAACCAAUAAACUCAUUAUAAGGUUAGAUAGACUACUGAGAGUAUAUGGUGCUGAUAGAAAACAACAUGAACAAGAACUUGUAGCUUGGUUAGAUGGUACCACAGUGAGCAGAUGCCCUUCUUGUGCAUCUUCUUUCAACAUCACAAGGAGACAACACCACUGUAGGCUAUGUGGCAGCAUAAUGUGCAGUUCCUGUUCAUAUUUUCUUUCAUAUGAAACUGCCAUGACAAUAGUGGCACAAGUUAAUAAUGUGAGCAGUAGGGAUGGAGGUUCAGCCAAGGAAAUGGAGAGCUUGAGGAUAUGUUAUCAUUGCUUAGAGAUGCUUGAAAGUAGGAGAAGAGUUCAGAUUGAACAAGUUAUACAGCCAAUAAUAUGCCAGCUCUAUAUGCAUUUGCAGAAUAACAAGUCACAAGCUCAUAAUUCUGUUGAAAUGUAUAAUAAGAUGUAUAAUUCACUUGUUUCUGGUGAAACGACCUACUUACUUCAAGACCUACAAUCCCUUAGAACUGUUAUUGCAGACAAAGCUCAAAUGAUAGACACCCUGAGCAAAAAAAUAACUUCAUUGCCUGUAGAGGAGGAAACACCAAAAGCAGCUAUACUGCAUAACAAUAUCAGGAAAGCUACCUCUGCAUACAUAAAAGACCAUCUCCUUACAUUACCAGCACCCCCUAGCAAGGAGGAAAUUGAAAAAAUGAAAGGUGAACGUUCAGCCAAGCUGAAUAGAGAAGAUGACAUCAUAUCAGUCCCCAGGACAACUAUUAAAAAGGUUGCUGUGGCCACUGGAUGGUCCCCAGCUAAUGUCCCAAAUCAGGAUGCAGUGAUUGAAGAUGAUCCUCUUUUAGCACAAAUGAAUAUUGUGAGGAGUUAUAUUGAGCAAGCUAGAGAUGCACAGAGAUUUGAGGAGAUUGCUUCUCUCAGAGACAAUUUGAAUAUGUUGAAAGAGAUGUAUCAGCAACAGCAGACUGAGAAAAACAGUGCAAUAAGUUGAUUAACUGAUUUUUUUGUUUAAUGCAUUCCACUUGAAACUAUAU
Messenger RNA from Phaedon cochleariae (mustard beetle), 1437 nucleotides. The record is from the annotation of a GenBank genome assembly. NCBI's taxonomy places the organism in Eukaryota, Metazoa, Arthropoda, Insecta, Coleoptera, Chrysomelidae.